GAGAAAGAAAGAAAGGAAGAGGCUCGCUCUCUCUCUCUUCUCUUCCUCCUCCAGGCCUGGCCUACCUCACUUGAAUGCUUCUUUUCAUUGUUCUUUCGAGGGCCAACGCCCACAUCCAACUCUCUUGAUAAAGACGUUUUUGUUUCUGGAGCAAACUUAAAACUGAUAAGUAGGGAGAGAUUGAUUCACUGAAAUAAUUUUGGAGUGAGAAAGUUUAUAGAAACCAAAGUGUUUUAAACGAAAAUGGGGCUGAUUUCGGGGAUUUUGAUGGGGAUGAUCUUCGGUAUUUCAUUGAUGGCUGGCUGGCGUCAUAUGAUGAGGUACCGAAGCACUAAGCGAAUCGCGAAGGCAGCUGAUAUAAAAGUUCUUGGGUCUCUCAGCAGAGAUGAUCUGAAGAAAAUUUGUGGUGAAAACUUUCCUGAAUGGAUAUCUUUCCCUGUCUAUGAACAGGUGAAAUGGUUGAACAAGCAAUUGAGCAAAUUAUGGCCUUCUGUUGCGGAGGCAGCAUCAGCUGUAAUCAAAGAAUCUGUUGAACCACUCUUGGAAGAAUAUCGACCUCCAGGAAUUACUUCACUAAAGUUUAGCAAAUUGUCUCUUGGCACUGUGGCUCCCAAGAUUGAAGGUAUUCGAGUUCAGAGCCUUAAGAAAGGUCAAAUCACAAUGGAUAUUGAUCUUAGGUGGGGUGGUGAUCCAAGUAUAAUUUUAGGUGUUGAAGCUGCACUUGUUGCUUCAAUACCAAUACAGUUGAAGGAUCUUCAAGUUUUCACUGUUAUUCGUGUCAUCUUCCAACUUGCUGAAGAGAUACCUUGUAUUUCUGCUGUAGUCGUUGCUCUCCUUUCUGAGCCAAAGCCUAGAAUUGAUUACACUUUGAAGGCUGUUGGUGGAAGCUUAACAGCAAUUCCUGGAAUUUCAGAUAUGAUUGAUGAUACUGUGGACACAAUCAUCACAGACAUGCUUCAGUGGCCACACAGAAUUGUUGUUCCAAUUGGUGGUAUACCAGUUGAUACAAGUGAAUUAGAGCUUAAACCAGAGGGAAAGCUGACAGUUACAGUAGUCAAAGCAAUUGACCUAAAGAACAUGGAAAUGAUUGGAAAAUCUGAUCCUUAUGUGGUUGUGCACAUUCGGCCUCUCUUCAAGGUUAAAACAAAAGUUAUUGAGAACAACCUGAAUCCUGUUUGGAAUCAAACAUUCGAGUUGAUUGCAGAAGACAGAGAGACGCAGGCGCUUACUGUUGAGGUUUUCGACCAGGACAUUGGGCAAGACAAGAGGCUAGGAAUUGCAAAAUUCCGUUUGAUUGACUUGGAACCGGAGACACCAAAGGAGGUUAAUUUGAGCCUUUUAGCCUCACUUGAUACACUUAAAGUAAAAGAUAAGAAGGACAGAGGAAGUUGUGUCAUUAAGCUUUUGUACCAUCAGUUUAGCAAGGAGGAGCAGUUGAUUGCUUUAGAAGAAGAGAAGAGGAUCCUAGAAGAAAGGAAGAGAUUGAAAGAAGCAGGAGUUAUUGGAAGCACAAUGGAUGCACUUGAUGGAGCGGUAUCACUGGUUGGAUCUGGUGUUGGAUUGGUGGGUACUGGAAUUGGUGCUGGAGUUGGGCUUGUCGGAACUGGUGUAGGUGCUGGAGUUGGGAUUGUCGGGAGUGGCCUUGGAGCUGUUGGCAGUGGCCUUAGCAAAGCAGGAAAGUUCAUGGGCAGGACCAUAACAGGAGGGCAUUCCAGCAAAAAGAGUGGUAGCUCAACUCCAGUGAAUAGCAUCCAAGAAAAUGGUGGUGCAAAGCCGCUCUAACUUGGGAUGCUGAAGAAUGUGAAUUCGGCCUUCAGUUUGUAGCAUGUAGUGAUUAGACACAAAACAGUUCUCUGCUUUUGUUCUUUCUAGUAGUCUGGAAUUUGAUUGCAUAAGUAUUGUUCAUUCUGAUUCUGUGUGUUUGUAUCUAAACGUGUAAUAAUCGUUUGAAUAUCAAUCAAAGUUCUGCGCAUAUUGACUCCUAA
This is a messenger RNA of Theobroma cacao (cacao), 1985 nucleotides long. RefSeq names its product Calcium-dependent lipid-binding (CaLB domain) family protein (gene NTMC2T4). NCBI's taxonomy places the organism in Eukaryota, Viridiplantae, Streptophyta, Magnoliopsida, Malvales, Malvaceae. Gene Ontology annotation, molecular function: lipid binding. Gene Ontology annotation, cellular component: endoplasmic reticulum. The record is from RefSeq and is a predicted model, not a curated record.